Molecule: messenger RNA, 1976 nt
Organism: Chinchilla lanigera (long-tailed chinchilla)
Lineage: Eukaryota; Metazoa; Chordata; Mammalia; Rodentia; Chinchillidae
Gene: Dazap1
Product: DAZ associated protein 1
Cellular component (GO): cytoplasm
Molecular function (GO): RNA binding
Source: RefSeq, a predicted model, not a curated record
GAAGCUCUUCGUGGGCGGUCUUGAUUGGAGCACGACUCAAGAGACUCUGCGCAGCUACUUUUCCCAGUAUGGAGAAGUUGUAGACUGUGUCAUUAUGAAAGAUAAAACAACGAACCAGUCUCGCGGUUUUGGGUUUGUCAAAUUUAAAGACCCAAACUGUGUGGGGACAGUGCUGGCCAGCAGACCACACACCUUGGACGGCCGGAAUAUUGACCCAAAGCCAUGCACACCUCGGGGGAUGCAGCCAGAGCGGACACGGCCGAAGGAAGGAUGGCAGAAAGGACCCAGGAGCGAUAGCAGUAAAUCAAACAAGAUCUUUGUCGGUGGAAUUCCUCACAACUGUGGUGAGACAGAGCUCAGGGAAUACUUCAAGAAAUUCGGAGUGGUUACUGAAGUGGUCAUGAUCUAUGACGCGGAGAAGCAGAGGCCUCGAGGUUUUGGAUUUAUUACUUUCGAGGACGAACAAUCAGUGGACCAGGCUGUCAACAUGCAUUUUCACGACAUCAUGGGCAAAAAAGUGGAGGUUAAACGGGCUGAACCUCGGGACAGCAAGAGCCAAGCGCCAGGGCAGCCAGGUGCCAGCCAGUGGGGGAGCCGUGUUGUGCCCAGCGCCGCCAAUGGCUGGGCAGGCCAGCCUCCACCCACGUGGCAGCAAGGAUACGGCCCACAAGGAAUGUGGGUGCCAGCAGGACAGGCAAUUGGUGGCUAUGGACCGCCCCCUGCGGGGAGAGGAGCCCCCCCACCGCCUCCACCUUUUGCCUCCUACAUCGUUUCCACCCCUCCCGGCGGCUUUCCUCCUCCUCAGGGCUUCCCACAGGGCUAUGGUGCCCCACCGCAGUUCAGUUUUGGCUAUGGGCCUCCACCCCCUCCACCGGAUCAGUUUGCCCCUCCUGGGGUCCCUCCUCCGCCUGCCACACCUGGGGCAGCGCCUCUGGCCUUCCCGCCCCCUCCAUCUCAGGCUGCCCCAGAUAUGAGCAAGCCCCCGACGGCACAGCCAGACUUCCCCUACAGUCAGUAUGCAGGUUACGGGCAGGACUUGAGUGGCUUUGGACAGGGCUUCUCUGACCCCAGUCAGCAGCCCCCCUCCUACGGGGGCCCCUCCGUUCCUGGCUCAGGGGGCCCCCCCGCUGGUGGCAGUGGCUUCGGACGAGGUCAGAACCAUAAUGUGCAAGGAUUCCACCCCUACCGACGCUAGGACGAUGCCACAUGGACGUCCGCACCGCUGAGAGCAGGAUUGAAAACUUGUGAACUCGUGACAAUCAAACUUGUCGGAAAAAUUGCGACUCAACCUGGGGGUGGGGGGAGGGCAGAGGCCUGGAGGCGGCUGUGGGUGUCCGGACUGCAGUUUUUAAAUACGUUUCUUUCUCUGACCCAUCAGCACAAUAAAAAAAAAGUCACUGGUUCAACAACAGGGUUUAAAAAAAUGUCUUCAGCUUUAAUUCAAGACUUCAGGUUUCUUUUCCUUCCUUUAUUUUGAGAUUUAUUUUCCUGAGCCUUUUGUUUUACCGUAUAUUGUAAACUUUUAUGUUAAAAAAUAUACAUUUACAAAUUGUGAGAUUUUUAAGAGAAAUUUUCUACGAUGUAUACUGGCUUAUUUUUUAAUUUAAAACAGGGUUUGGUUGGCACUGGUGGGGGUGGGGGCGUUUUUAGUCUCCUCACUCCUGGCUUGGGGGUUGGGACUUGUUGGUCCAGAAACUCUGGGAGCUAAAGAAGAAAUCUACUGAGUGUGUUUUUGUUUUUUGUUUAUUCCUUGCUUUUGUCAGCUGGCUGCCUGGUGGCAUCUGUGGGGCAGGUGAUGCCCUGCUGGCCAUCUGGCCCACAUGGCAGCGCUGACAUUGAGGUGGCAUGGACCCCGCAUAGUAGGCGAGGCCUUGCUGGAAGGCCACCUCCCUCGGGCGUGUGGCUUCGGGGCACUUACCAUUGACCAGUUUGACCCUGGUUUGAAUAAAGACAAGUGCGUUUGGAUUAGAAACCCA